Messenger RNA from Pneumocystis murina B123, 540 nucleotides. RefSeq lists its product as hypothetical. Gene Ontology annotation, cellular component: cytoplasm; nucleus. The transcript has 3 exons. Gene Ontology annotation, molecular function: tRNA-specific adenosine-34 deaminase activity. The coding region runs from base 1 to 513 and encodes 170 amino acids. The record is from RefSeq and is a predicted model, not a curated record. Lineage: Eukaryota; Fungi; Ascomycota; Pneumocystomycetes; Pneumocystales; Pneumocystaceae. Gene Ontology annotation, biological process: tRNA wobble adenosine to inosine editing.
AUGAAUCAUAAGGAAUUCAUGAAAGAAGCCUUAAAUAUGGCUGAAUUGGCUUUAAAGAAUAAUGAAACUCCAAUUGGCUGUGUUUUUGUUUAUAAAAAUAAGAUCAUUGCUAAAGAAAUGAAUAAUACAAAUGAAAGUUUAAAUGUAUUAGAAAAUGCGUUCGAGUUUAUUCUUUUUAAUGCUUUAAAGGGGACUUUUCAUUGUGAAAUGGUUGCUAUUAAUAAAAUUUUAGAAAAUUAUCCAAGUAAAAUUUUUGAAGAAGUGAAUCUUUAUGUUACAGUAGAACCGUGCAUUAUGUGUGCAUCAGCAUUGAGGCAAUUACAUAUUAAAUCAGUUCAUUUUGGGUGUGCAAAUGAAAGAUUUGGAGGUACUGGUAGUAUUUUUAGAUUACAUGAUGAUGAGGGAAUAGAUCCUAUUUAUCCAGUUUUUCUAGGGUAUUAUAGAGAAGAUGCAAUAUUACUUCUAAGAAGAUUUUAUUUACAAGAAAAUAAAAAAGGUGAAUUUUAUUUUUGAGUUUUAUUUCAUCUUAUCUUUAGCACC